AGUGAACCAGUGAGGAGGUUUCCAGAGAGAACAAAAAGAGGGAAACCAAAGCUCUGCAACACAAGACAGCCAACAGAAGCAUCCUGUACAACUUGAGCAUUCGGCUGCUACACAACUCCCCAAACCGAAGCCGGCAGGAUCUGCAACACUGAUCAGAUCUGAGGUGGAGCUCUGCUUGACCGUCUUGUGCAGCCUGCUCUUGUUAGUUGUAAGUGAAAAUGCUCUGGAGAUUGACUCUUGCCCUGGCCGUGGUGUGUGUCGGUGGCGUCUGCAACUGUGUGAAGGCGGACAUGAUGAGCACGCUGCUGCUGCCAAAGGACUACGGGGUGAAACUGUGCGGGAGAGAGUUCAUCAGAGCGGUCAUCUUCACCUGCGGUGGCUCCCGCUGGAAACGAUCCUUAGACGGGGACACAGAUCCCUUCCAGUGGAGUUCCCUCAGUGAUGUGACAGAGGGGAACAACCAGCCAAACUGGCAGCCUGGCACAGAGCUUUCAGCAGACAGUCCUUCUCCGCUCCUUAUUAGCUCCUCUUCCUCCUUGGCGGACCUCCUGGCUCUGUUUGCGGCCCGAGGAGACAGGCAGCAGCCGCUUCUGAGCGACUUUGCCCCUCAAUCUCAGCCAUUCACUGUUUUAGGUGAGCAAGACGGGAACCGAGCCGCCGGGGACUGGCCCAUGGCGAGCAAGAAGAAGAGGAACUUUUCUCUGGGUGUGGCUGGGAAGUGCUGCAGCCAGGGCUGCACCAAGAACGAUAUCGGACGCUUGUGCUGAUUCAGGGAGCAGACCGGUCAUGACAUAAAGAUGGUGUAAUGGACAGAGGAGAGAAAGUUCACAUCUGCUUUGUAAUAGGCUAAAGUGAGCCUAAUAUUUUAAAUGAUAUAUUUUCCUUGUUUGAUAUUUUGUUAAAAAUGAUCAUGUUGUGUAAG
This is a messenger RNA of Eleginops maclovinus (Patagonian blennie), 922 nucleotides long. RefSeq names its product relaxin 1 (gene rln1). Bases 219 to 767 code for a protein of 182 amino acids. Gene Ontology annotation, cellular component: extracellular region. The transcript is spliced from 2 exons. The record is from RefSeq and is a predicted model, not a curated record. Gene Ontology annotation, molecular function: G protein-coupled receptor binding; hormone activity. NCBI's taxonomy places the organism in Eukaryota, Metazoa, Chordata, Actinopteri, Perciformes, Eleginopidae.